Symbiodinium sp. CCMP2592 is the source of this 1059-nucleotide messenger RNA. NCBI's taxonomy places the organism in Eukaryota, Dinophyceae, Suessiales, Symbiodiniaceae. The record is from the annotation of a GenBank genome assembly.
AUGGAGGGCAUGGAGUUCAUGGCCGCUGCACCUGCAGCCCCUUCAGCACCUUCCAUGCCUUCGAUACCAAGCGGAGCCGCAAGGAUGAGAGCAACAACCUCAGCAGGCCAUUCCUGGCUCCCUGCCCCAGUGCUCGCUCUGCCGGUUUUGGCCUGCCGUGGCCUCCGGGCCAGGAGCCGUCUGGUGGAGCGCCGUUCGCGAUGCACUCUGCAGGCCGCAGCUGUGGAGGUGGAGACGGCUUUUGAGGUCUCUCCGGGCAAGGUGAAGGCUUUGCAGUCACUUCUGAAAGAUGUGCUUGAAGUCAAGCCUCCUCAGAAGCUGGAGACAUUUCUCCAAGUUUUGCAGGCGAGUGGCUACACGAUCCUUGGUGAAGAAAAUGACUGGAGGGAGAUCGGUGGUGAUCUUCACCCUUUCCUGUUACCCAUCGCAACGAAAGGGGACUUUGACGAUGACCUGGAGGUUCUCGGACUCCUGAUCCGCACCCCGAAUGGCAAGCAGCUGCGGCCCGACGAGUGGCAGGUGGUGACACAGCAGCCCCGGAAGACCAAAGUCGUUAAGCUGAUUGCUCUCGACAUCAGCAGGUUCAUCGUAAAGCAAGCUGAGGAGGCGACCUUCCGCAGCGAGAAGCAGGACUUGCCCAUCAUCGAAAUCACAAGAGAUGUGUACGACGUGCGUUUCAAGGGCGAGGACCGGAACGCGCUCGACAAGUGGCUGCUGCUGGAGGUCGGGGCUUUCCCCGAUGUCUACAAGAACCUGGCCCUGGAGCACAUCAGCAAUGGAGAUGCCAUGACGGGCCUCGUCAUCGCAGACACCAUGCGGGAAACCUUCGGCUACACAUGGGCCUUUCCACACGCGUUUGUCAGCGAGCUGCUCAACACUCAUUUCAAUGGCAAGAAGGAAAUGGAAAAUCGAACGAUCGAGGGCAACCAUGUUGCUCAACAGUGCUUCACCAGCGGCUAUCCACUUUGGACUCUGGAGGAUGACACAGAGGAAACUCUCAACGGAUUGCUGGGCGCUGCACAGCGGAUCGGCACACAAUUUGGUUGCUGCUACGUGUAA